Molecule: messenger RNA, 306 nt
Organism: Adineta steineri
Lineage: Eukaryota; Metazoa; Rotifera; Eurotatoria; Adinetida; Adinetidae
Source: the annotation of a GenBank genome assembly
AUGCUCUGGGCUGCGGGAUUUGAGCCGGUUCGCAUCACCUUGGCAUGGAUUUUGGCGUUCCUCGGAACCCACCCUGAGGUGAAGCAACUUGUUCAACAAGAGGUCGAGGCACUGGCAACUCGCUUUUGCGCGGACAAGUGGGACAGCAGUUCAUCUGAUGCCAUAUGGGAAGCUAUCCGUUCCAUGAAAUCCUCUGGAUCCUCCGUAUCCCCAACAGAUCCUGUGGAUCCUCCGUAUCCCAAAUGGAUCCUAUGGAUCCCCAAUGGAUCCUUUGUAUCCUCAAUGGAUCCUCCGUAUCCUCAAUAG